This is a messenger RNA of Globicephala melas (long-finned pilot whale), 10027 nucleotides long. RefSeq names its product zinc finger FYVE-type containing 26 (gene ZFYVE26). NCBI's taxonomy places the organism in Eukaryota, Metazoa, Chordata, Mammalia, Artiodactyla, Delphinidae. Gene Ontology annotation, biological process: double-strand break repair via homologous recombination; mitotic cytokinesis; regulation of cytokinesis. Gene Ontology annotation, molecular function: metal ion binding; phosphatidylinositol-3-phosphate binding. Gene Ontology annotation, cellular component: centrosome; lysosomal membrane; midbody. The record is from RefSeq and is a predicted model, not a curated record.
CCUGACUCAGCUCAAACAUGGCUGCGCUGGAAGCUUUGCUGAUUUGGGCGCCGGGAGCAGGAGGUACUCCACGAGUGAGAAAAUUGACAGUGUGUUUUGAGUAAUUCAUCUCUUUCUAUCUCCCUGCACUCUGUGCUGGGAAAAUGCAUCAUCCAUUUGGAGAAGAGGAAACUGCUUCUCAGAAGCAGCUCUUUGGAUUUUUCUGUGAAUGCCUUCGGAGAGGAGAAUGGGAGUUGGCACAGGCUUGUGUACCUCAGCUACACGAGGCCCAAGGGGAUAUCCCAAAGAAGGUGGAAGAUAUACUUCAGGCGCUGGUCAUGUGUCCCAGUCAGCUGAGAUGUGGACAGGAUAUCAACCCUCAAAGAUUAGCCUGGGUCUGGCUUCUUGUGCUGGAAAAAUGGUUGGCCCUGGAAAAGAAGUUACUUCCAGCUGGCUUCCGGAGAAAACUUGAGUUUCUUUUAUUGUCAGAAGACCUCCCAGGUGACAUCCCAGAGGACAUCCUCAAGGAGCUGUACACGGUCUUAGCACAAGAUGCGGCAGACUCUGUGCUUGAUGGAAAUCAGAGGCAAGAGAGCUGGCCCCCUUGGCUCAGCUCAGAAGCUGUCUCUCUGCUCUGGGAUCUUCUGCGGGAGGCCCCUCAGCCUGCGCAGGCCCUGCUGGAGCUCCUGCUUGGGGAGGAAGAUGACACGGGCCUCCAAGGCUGGUUCCUGCAGAAGGCGCUGGUGGACCUCAUUCGAAAGGCACUGCGAGCUUUGCGGGGUCCUGCCACCGGGCACCCAGGGGCAGUCGAUGCCAUCUACGGAGCCCUGCGGACUCUGCGCUGCCCUGCAGAGCCUCUCGGGGCUGAGCUGCGUCUCCUGUGUGAGGAACUGCUGGAGGCCAGCAGGGCAGAGGGGAGUCCCCUGCAGGAGGAGCGGCUGCUUGGCUGCCUGCUGCACGAGGCCGGGCGGGGCCUGGUGUCCCUGUAUGGCCACACCUAUGCAGAGAAGGCCCCAGAAAAGCCACCGACGACCACACCCUCGGGAAAAGUCUCACUGGCUCAUCUAGAUCCUGAGCGGGCAAUGCUAGCCUUGUUCUCCAAUCCUGACCCAGCCCAGGCUUGGAAAUUGGCCUAUUUCUACUGCCUGAGCAACAGCAAGCACUUCCUCGAGCAGAUCCUGGUGACAGCACUCACCCUGUUGAAGGAGGAAGACUUCCCAAGUCUUGGCUGCCUGCUAGAUAGAGAAUUCAGCCCUCUCAGUCGACUGCUCGUGCUCCUGGGCUGGACACACUGCCAGAGCCUAGCGUCAGCCCAGAGGCUGCUCCAGACACUCCACAGGACCCAGGUGCCUGAGUCAGCGUCUCUUUCUUCUCCUGUAUCAACACAGGACCAAGGCUGUGAUAAGCUCCUCAGGGAUGCCUGUGAUGGGCUGUGGGCUCACCUGGAGGUCCUGGAGUGGUGUGUGCAGCAGAGCAGCAACCCCAUACCAAAGAGAGAUCUCUUGUGUCACUUACAUGGUGGAGAAAGCCACUCAGUGCUCUACUCUCUCCAUCACCUUACAAACCUUCCAGCCCUCAGGGAGGAAGAUGUCCUCAAGCUCCUACAGAAGGUGCCAGCCAAGGACCCCCAGCAAGAGCAUGAUCCAACUGACGCCACGGUCCCUGCGCACCUGAGCCGGUGUCAGAACCUGACACUCUACCGGAGCUUCUGUGCCAUGAAGUAUGCCAUCUAUGCCCUCUGUGUGAACUCACACCGGCACUCCCAGUGCCAGGAAUGCAAAGACGGUCCCUCUGAGGACCUGGCCGUGGCUGCAGAACCAGUGAACGAUUCUCUCUCCUCCCCAGGUGCUUCAGAUCUCUUUUCAACAUACCUGGCCAGGUGUCAACAGUAUCUUUGCAGUAUUCCUGACUCUCUGUGCCUGGAACUUCUAGAAAACAUCUUCUCAUUGCUCCUUAUCACCUCUGCUGAUCUUCACCCAGAGCCUCACCUGCCCGAGGACUACGCUAAGGAUGAUGACGCUGAGGGGAAGGGCCCGUUGGGUUUGAGGUCCCCGUCAGAGAGCCCUCAGCACAUAGCACAGCCUGAGAGGAGGUCAGAACAGGGUUCCCUGGGGGCCUCCAGGAGCCUGGCCUCCACAGUUCCAAGCUCUCUGAAGGCACAGCCAAAAGACAGUUGCCCAGAGCCUCACAGGCACAGCUUUUUGGACCUAAAGCACUUUACUAGCGGUAUCAGUGGGUUCCUGGCUGAUGAAUAUGUAAUAGGGGCCUUCCUCAGGCUGCUGCAGGAGCAGCUGGAUGAGCUAAGCAGCCGCAGCUCCCCCGAGAAGCCAAAGCUGCUUGAAGGCCAGAGUGGCCUGGGCAGCAGCAGCAGAGACGGACUGCAGAGCCGCCUGCACCAGUUCUCCAAGGUUCUCUCUGAGGCCCAGUGGAGGUACAAGGUGGUGGCCAGCAACCAGGGCUCAGAGGAGCAACCCUCCCGAAGAUACCGGCCCAUCGCCACAUGGCACCCCAGUCUCCGCCGGGGUCGUCGGACAAGAAGGAGCCGGGCAGGUAAUCUGAAGAACUCUCUCCAUGCCUCCUUCCCACAAGCGGCAAAUGAUGGCCGGGACAGAGGUUCCAACCCAUCCCUGGAAAGUACAAGUAGUGAGCUGAGCACAAGUACUUCAGAGGGAAGUCUGAGCACUGCAUCUGGGAAGAAUGAGCUGGAUGGCCGGUUGCAUCCUCAACCUCAAAGUUCACUCAUCCGCAUGAUGUUCUCCCCACCUGAGUCACUGCUGGCAUCCUGCAUCCUCCGGGGGAACUUCGCAGAAGCCCAUCAGGUGGUGUUCACAUUCAACCUGAAGUCCUCGCCCAGCUCCGGGGAGCUGCUGUUCAUGGAGCGCUACCAGGAGGUCAUCCAGGAGCUGGCCCGAGUAGAGCACAAGAUCGAAAACCAGAACUCGGACGGGGUCAGUGGCACCAUCCGACGAACAGGCAGCGGCCGCUCAACUCUGCAGGCCAUUGGCAGCGCUGCAGCCGCAGGAAUGGUAUUUUACUCCAUCUCUGAUGUGACCGACAAGCUGCUCAGCACCUCGGGAGACCCCAUCCCCACACUCCAGGAGGACUUCUGGAUAAGCAGUAGCCCAGUGGAGCCCACUGCCCCCCUGAGAGAGGUUCUGGAAGACCUCAGCCCCCCCGCCAUGGCUGCAUUUGACCUGGCUUGCUCUCAGUGCCAGCUCUGGAAAACCGGCAAGCAGCUCUUGGAAACUGCUGAACGGCGCCUGAACAGCAGCCUUGAGAGUCGGGGUCGCCGGCUAGACCACGUAUUCCUCAGUGCUGAUGGCAUUCGAGGUUUUCCAAGCGUUCUUCAGCAGAUCAGUAAGAUUCUCAAUUACCCACUUCUGUCAGCCGGACAAAUCAAACCAGAGAGUGUAGAGGAAAAGGGGGGAGGUCCCCCACGGUGCAGCAUUGCUGAGCUGCUUCAGAUGUGUUGGCCCAGCCUCACCGAGGACUGUGUCGCUAGCCACGCUACCCUCUCCCAGCAGCUGGAGCAGAUCCUUCAGUCACUGAGAGAAGCACUACAGCUGCCAGAGCCCAGGAGUACUCCACUCACCUCCCUGGUGGAGCAGGUGGCCGAGAAAGCUCUGGAGGCAGAGGCCCACCCUGUGUAUAUCCAGACUCAGCUCCUCCAGAAGAACCUGGGCAAACAGAUGCUGGCAGGCGGCAGGCAGACUGACUACAUAGGCACCUUCUUCAGGUACUGCAGCACCCUGGCUGCUGUUCUCCUGCGGAGUUUGAGCUCUGAGCCUGAUCACGUGGAAGUCAAGGUGGGAAACCCCUUUGUUCUCCUGCAACAGAGCUCCUCCCAACUGGUGUCACACCUCCUGCUUGAGCGACAAGUUCCCCCAGAGAGGCUGGCAGCCCUUCUGGCCCGAGAGGGUCUCAGCCUGAGUGUGCCACAGGUCAUUGUCAACUGCUGCUGUGAGCCCCUUGCCCUUUGCUCUUCCCGUCAGAGCCAGCAGACAUCAUCCCUUCUGACCCAGCUGGGCAUUCUGACCCAGCUGCAUACCUCCCACUGCCUGGAGGACCUCCCACUUUCUACACUGAGCUCCUCAAAGCCAACCGAGAAUCCCACGCUGGAGAGAAAGCCCCCCUCCUCCCCGAGGGAUUCAUCAGGCCCAGCCCUCACCUCCUCUGCCUUGGCCUUCCUUAAGUCCCGCUCAAAGCUGCUGGCUACCGUGGCCUGUCUGGGGGCUUCCCAGGGGUCAAAGAUCACCAAGCCCGGCUUGUCUUGGAAGGAGCUUCGUGGCCACAGGGAGGUGCCUCUGACUGCAGAGCAGGUAGCCCAGGAGUGUGAGCGCCUCCUGGAACAGUUCCCUAUGCUUGAGGCCUCCCUCCUAGCUGCCUGGGAGCCCCUACGAGGGUCCUCCAAGCAGGGGCAGAGUCUGGCAGCGGGUCUCUGCGGCCGGGCCAGUCUCUCUACCGUCCUCCUGGGCCUGCAUUCUCCCAUAGCCCUGGAUGUGCUCACCAAGGCCUUCGAGGAAGCCCUGGUGGCCAGAGAUUGGCACCGGGCCCUUCAGCUCACUGAAGUGUACGGGCGAGAUGUGGACGACUUGAGCAGCAUACAGGAUGCGGUCCUGAGCUGUGCUGCGGCAGGUGUCAAAGAAGGUUGGCAGUACCUGUUUGCUGUGAAGGAUGCAUCUCUGAGAAGUCGGCUAACACUGCAGUAUGUGGACCGGUGGCCCCUGGAGUCAUGCCUGGAGAUCCUGGCCUACUGCAUUUCAGACACAGAUCUCCAAGAUGGGCUGGAGUGUGAGCUACAGAGAAAGCUAGCAGAGCUGCUGGUGUAUCAGAAGAUUCUAGGUUUGCAGGCUACCCCCGUGUGGUGUGACUGGCAGACCCUGAGGAACUGUUGUGUCGAGGACCCAUCAACUGUCAUGAAUGUGAUUCUAGAAGCCAAGGAGUAUGAGCUGUGUGAGGAGUGGGGCUGCCUAUACCCCAUUCCAAGAGAACAUUUAAUCAACCUACAUCAAAAGCAUCUUCUCCACCUUCUAGAAAGAGGCGAUCAUGAAAAGGCUCUGCAGCUCCUGCGAAGAAUUCCUGACCUCACCAUGUGCCUUGAGGUCACAGAGCAGUCCCUCGACCAGCACUCUAGCUUGGCCACUUCUCACUUCUUGGCCAACUACCUCACCACCCACUUCUAUGGAGAACUGACUGCUGACCGACACCGUGAAAUCCAAGCACUGUACAUGGGAUCCAAGAUCCUGCUAACCCUGCCCGAGCAGUACCGGGCCAGCUACUCCCACUUGUCCUCUAACCCCCUGCUCAUGCUGGAGCAGCUGCUCAUGAACAUGAAAGUGGAUUGGGCCACCAUGGCUGUGCAGACUCUGCAUCAGCUGCUGGCUGGCCAGGAGAUUGGCUUCACCAUGGACGAGGUGGACUCGCUGCUUUCCAGAUACGCAGGAAAAGCCCUGGACUUUCUGUACCCUCUGCGGGAGAAACGCUCAGAUCCUGUGAUUUACCUCCAGGAAAUUGUCAGUCCGGCUUCAGACCUCGAGACCUUGUCUAGGUCACCGUCAGCGGAGUUCUCUUCUGUUGCUGCUCCUGGUGUCUCCAUUGUGCAUUCCCCCAGUCCGAGGGAGAGGAGCUUCCCACAGAGUCAGCCGCCACUGGAGUUUGUGCCCCCAGCAACGCCCCCUGCCAGGCACCAGUGGGUACCGGAUGAGAGUGAGAGCACCUGCAUGGUCUGCUGCAGGGAGCGCUUCACCAUGUUUAACAGGCGUCAUCACUGUCGCCGCUGUGGUCGGCUAGUGUGCAGUUCCUGCUCCACUAAGAAAACGGUGGUGGAAGGCUGCAGAGAGAACCCUACUCGCGUGUGUGACCAGUGCUAUAGUUACUUCAACAAAGAUGCGCCAGAGGAGAAUCCAGGACAACCAGGAGCACCAGACAGCCCCAAGAGCGAAAGCCCUCCAUACUCAGCUGUGGUGAGAGUCCCCAAAGCAGCUGAGGUGGAAUGGAUUUUGGAUCUGAAUGAGGAGGAAAAUGAGCUGGUGCGGAGUGAAUUUUACUAUGAGCAGGCCCCCAGCGCCUCCUUGUGUAUCGCCAUCCUGAAUCUGCACCAGGACAGCGUUGCCUGCGGCCACCAGCUGAUUGAGCACUGCUGCAGGCUGUCCCAGGGGCUCACCAACCCGGAGGUAGAUGCGGGGCUGCUCACAGACAUCAUGAAGCAGCUGCUCUUCAGCGCCAAGAUGAUGUUUGUCAAGGCGGGCCGGAGCCAGGACCUAGCUCUUUGUGACAGCUACAUCAGCAAGGUAGAUGUGCUGAAUAUUUUAGUUGCUGCUGCCUAUCGCCACGUGCCAUCUCUGGAUCAGAUCUUGCAACCAGCCGCAGUAACCAGGCUAAGGAACCAGCUUUUGGAAGCUGAGUACUACCAACUGGGCGUUGAGGUCUCCACAAAGACUGGCCUUGAUACCACCGGGGCAUGGCACGCUUGGGGCAUGGCCUGCCUCAAAGCUGGGAACCUCACCGCCGCACGGGAGAAGUUUAGUCGCUGUCUGAAGCCCCCUCUCGACCUCAAUCAGCUGAGUCAUGGCUCAAGACUGGUACAGGAUGUGGUUGAGUACCUGGAGUCCACAGCGAGGCCACUUCUAUCCGUGCAAGAUGAUGAUUACUUGGCCACCUUGAAAGAGCUGGAAGCUACCCUUCGGACCCAGAGCCUCUCUCUGGAGGUGAUUCCUGAAGGGAAGAUCAUGAACAACACCUACUACCAGGAAUGCCUCUUCUACCUGCAUAACUACAGCACCAGCCUGGCCAUCAUUAGCUUCUACGUGAGGCACAGCUGCCUGCGGGAAGCCCUGCUGCACCUCCUCCAAAAGGAAAGUCCCCCAGAAAUCUUCAUAGAAGGCAUCUUCCAGCCAAGCUAUAAAAGUGGGAAGCUACACGUUUUAGAAAACUUGCUAGAAUCCAUUGAUCCAACCUUGGAAAGCUGGGGAAAGUACUUGAUUGCCGCCUGCCAACAUUUACAGAAGAAGAACUACUACCACAUUCUGUACGAGCUACAGCAGUUUAUGAAGGACCACAUCCGGGCCGCCAUGACCUGUAUUCGGUUCUUCAGUCACAAAGCAAAGACAUAUACGGAGCUGGGAGAGAAGCUCUCUUGGCUGCUUAAGGCCAAGGACCACCUGAAGAUCUACCUCCAAGAAACCUCCCGCCGUACUGGAAGGAAGAAAACCACCUUCUUCCGAAAGAAGAUGACGGCAGCUGAUGUGUCAAGGCACAUGAACACACUUCAGCUGCAGAUGGAAGUGACCAGGUUCUUACAUCGCUGCGAAAGUGCUGGGACCUCUCAGAUCACCCCCUUGCCUCUGCCAACCCUGUUUGGAAACAACCACAUGAAAAUGGAUGUUGCCUGCAAGGUCAUGCUAGGAGGGAAAAACGUAGAAGAUGGUUUUGGAAUUGCAUUCCGGGUUCUGCAGGACUUCCAGCUGGACGCUGCCACAACCUACUGCAAAGCCGCCCGGCAGUUGGUGGAGAGGGAGAAGUACAGUGAGAUCCGACAGCUGCUCAAGUGUGUCAGCGAGUCAGGCAUGGCGGCCAAAAGUGACGGGGACACCAUCCUCCUCAACUGCUUGGAAGCAUUCAAGAGAAUUCCACCCCAGGAGCUGGAGGGCCUGAUCCAGGCGAUGCACAGUGAUGACAGCAAGGUUCAGGCCUACCUGACGUGUUGCAAGCUGCGUUCUGCCUACUUGAUCGCCGUGAAGCAAGAACACUCGCGGGCCGCGGUCCUCGUCCAGCAGGUGCAGCAGGCCGCCAAGAGCAGUGGGGACGCAGUAGUGCAAGACAUCUGCUCCCAGUGGCUUCUGACAAGCCACAGCCGGGGUGCCCACGGCUCGGGCUCCAGGAAGUGACCCUGGACUACGGGGCCUGACAACUGUGGGAGGGGAGUGAUGGGCAUGCUUCCAGCUCUUCCCUCCUGUGGGACGGGACUUCCCUGGCUCCACCCCAGGUGGGAAAGAGCUGGAAUGGGGCCCGACUUGCCAUCCUGGGCAAAGACAGGACCUUUCACACAAGUGCCAUGUUUCUGUAAAACUGUGGAGUCUGUGUUUGUCUGGAGAUGGCCAGUUCUUUCUACCUCAGAGUGAGUGUGUGUGUGUGCACGCUCUUUGCGCUCAUGUUUACGCCCAAGCAUUUCUGAACAAAUGAAACUCUCCCCCCACUGCAAAGAGGCACUUUACUUUAGACUUCUGCCUGUCUGAAAACCUUCCCCGCGUUUUUGGUUCUUAACCCGGGUUCAUCCUGUUUGUACACAGUUCCCUCUGUGUGGAGAUGUUCCAGUAGCUCCUCGUGACUGGAAGGGUUUUAACAGAGAAUUAUAGAGCAGCAUCAAAAGGAUUUCCUCUUCUUCCCUCCUUCCCGUCCCCAAAUUCAGAGAUGGCUUUAGGGCAGUUGCUUCCUGUGCUAUAAAACCAUUCUGAGUGUCUCUCCUCUCACAAGCGCCAGAGUUACCAUGAAUCUUCGGAAGGUGGUCUGAACAGAAAGGUCCUCAGGUGCUGGCAUCUGAAAGCUGUGGCUACCUGUGCACGUGAUGGGGUCUGGAGCCCUACACAUGGGCAGGAGGGGCGCUAUCACGUUUAUCCACAGGGAGAGAAAAGGGAACCUCUCCAAACAGGAUUGCAGGAGGGUUGUUUCCAAGCAAAGAACUGGCUUUUGUCAAUAUCCCUGCUGCAAAGUGAGAGGAAGUAGCUUCCUCUUUGAGAGUCUGGGGAGAGAAACAGUAGCCCAGACCCUGGAACUGAAUGGCUGGACUUUGCCUGUUUGAGUUACAGUCCUAUAUGUGCCCCUUAAAUUGGUUAGGAAAUCACUUCCUCUUCCCUCCUGCUUCUCUUCAGUCUCUUUGGAACAGAAGGAUGGACACGCAGAGACCCAAGGUCGUUGAGAAGGCAGUGCACUACUUUGUCUUAACAAAGGGAGUCACGGGUUCACUUUGAAGUUGGGCCAGCGGACAAGAAUUAAACAAGGGGGGCUUCCCUGGUGUCUCAGUGGUUAAGAAUCCGCCUGCCAGUGCAGGGAACACAGGUUCGAGCCCUGGUCCGGGAAGAUCCCACAUGCCACGGAGCAGCUAAGCCCGUGUGCCACAACUACUGAACCUGCACGCCUAGAGGCCGUGCUCUGCAACAAGAGAAGCCACUGCAAUGAGAAGCCCGUGCACCGCGACGAAGAGUAGCCCCCGCUCGCCGCAACUAGAGAAAACCCAUGCACAGCAACAAAGACCCAACUCAGCCAUAAAUAAAUAAAUUUAUUUUUUAAAAAGAAGAAUUAAACAAGGGGAUGGUGAAAUAGGUCAUGUCCAGUUGGGCAACUAGGUGAAGUGCUCCUUUAAUAAACAUUGGCCUGUCUUCCCACCAGAGAUGUGACAGCGUUUUGGAAAAGGUCUUACAUAGUCCAUGACUUGGAUUUGCAAAUGAGGGGUGUGAGGAAAGCUCCGCAGCUGCGAGCCUCCCACCAGCCAGAGCUCAGCCUGUUGAUCUCACGUUUGCUGCUGAGAGAAACGGGAGCUAGAAGCCAAAGUCACUAUCUCUGGCGCUUAGAAACCCUGUGGAUUUCCCUCUGAACCAGGUUUUUUUAAUAGUAAAAUAAACAACUGUAAGAGCAUCUGUCAGAUUCAAAGUUUUGGUCCUCUUAGGGGAGAGACUGAAAAGAAAAUACUAGACCCCUUUAUGGGAAAGUGUGACAAGUGGCUUUGAGUCAUAAAAUGCAUCUGUCUCCCAGAAAACAUCAUUUCCUGGCAUCUGCUUGCCCUUCUGAGUCUGCCCUUUUUGCACUGAACAUAAGCACUUUAUAUAAAUGGGUUGCAAAUCUUACAGCCCUUAAUUUGGGAUGUUAAGACCAGAUUUUCCUGACUCUCAGUUAGUUGAACUAUAAAAUAGGCAGCCGUUGACUAGACUGAUGUAAGAUGAGGCUAAGGGCUUUUGGGCAUCAGGCUGUGGUCUCCAGCAAAAAACAAAAUAACAAACUAAUGGACACGUCAAAGGGUUGAAUGUUUUAUUAUAAGCAAGUCUUAAUAAAGUGU